This is a messenger RNA of Hibiscus syriacus, 429 nucleotides long. Its product is annotated as transcription factor bHLH25-like. The record is from RefSeq and is a predicted model, not a curated record. Lineage: Eukaryota; Viridiplantae; Streptophyta; Magnoliopsida; Malvales; Malvaceae. The transcript has 2 exons. The coding region runs from base 19 to 372 and encodes 117 amino acids.
AAGCAACUUCAAGAGCGAAUGGAAACGCUGGAGGAACAAGUUGCUAAGAGAACAGUUGAAUCCAUCAAAUUUGUGAAGAAAACCCAAUUUCAUGAAGAUGAUAGCCAUGGUUGCCAAUAUCCCGAGAUUGAAGCAAGGAUUUUGGACAAAGAUGUGCUGAUAAGAAUCCACUGCCAGACAAACAAAGGGUGCAUAUCAAGCAUCAUUAACGAAGUCGAAAAGCUUCAUUUGUCGGUUAUUAAUAGCAAUGUAUUCCCUUUUGGACAAGCUGCUCUUGAUAUAACCAUUGUUGCUCGGAUGGAAUCUGGGUUUUCGAUGACGUUAAAUGAUCUUGUGAAAACCCUACGACAGGGUUUGCUGAUGUUCAUGUGAUGAACUCGAGAAACCAUAUCAAAAUUUUACUUUUGUAUCUCCAGGCGUUCUCUAUUU